This is a messenger RNA of Branchiostoma belcheri (Belcher's lancelet), 1793 nucleotides long. RefSeq names its product adenylyltransferase and sulfurtransferase MOCS3-like. Gene Ontology annotation, biological process: tRNA wobble position uridine thiolation; protein urmylation. Gene Ontology annotation, cellular component: cytosol; cytoplasm. The record is from RefSeq and is a predicted model, not a curated record. Bases 7 to 1416 code for a protein of 469 amino acids. NCBI's taxonomy places the organism in Eukaryota, Metazoa, Chordata, Leptocardii, Amphioxiformes, Branchiostomatidae. Gene Ontology annotation, molecular function: thiosulfate-cyanide sulfurtransferase activity; URM1 activating enzyme activity; adenylyltransferase activity. The transcript is spliced from 13 exons.
AUCAAAAUGGCUGCCUCGGGACUGGAAGACACUGAGUUGCUGAGACUUCGUGAAGAAGUCGCCGAAAAGACGAGAGAAAUCGAGCGACUGAAGCUGAUGUUAGCAGAAGGGAACGACACAAAGGCACAGCAGGCCAAAGAUGCUCCCCCAACUCUUAUUGAGUCAGGAAACAUCCAAGACAUUCCAACAUUUCAGCCGGCUGACAGACUAGACAAACCUGCCAUCGCACGUUACAGUAGACAGCUCAUACUACCUGAGCUGGGGGUAAAAGGCCAGCUUGCCCUGUGUGGGACCUCUGUCCUGCUGGUAGGUGCAGGUGGACUGGGCUGUCCUGCUGCUGUGUACCUGGCUGCUGCAGGGGUUGGGCGGCUGGGACUUGUGGACUAUGAUUCAGUAGAGCUGAACAACCUCCAUCGACAGGUCCUCCACACAGAAGGGAGAGUGGGAACGCCAAAGGCACUGUCUGUUGCUACAGCUGUCAAAGGGCUAAAUUCUACUGUGCAGUGUGUUCCCUACCACCUCCAGCUAAACAGCACAAAUGCUCUGGACGUCAUAAAGCAAUAUGACAUAGUUGUAGACUGUACAGACAAUGUGGCCACCAGGUACCUGCUGAAUGAUGCCUGUGUCUUCACCAACAAACCACUGGUCUCAGGCAGUGCACUGAGGCUGGAGGGACAGUUGACUGUGUACAACUACAAGGGAGGACCAUGUUACCGGUGUAUGUACCCCACCCCUCCCCCUCCUGAAACUGUCACUAACUGUUCAGAUGGGGGAGUAUUGGGUGUAGUGCCAGGCAUCAUUGGCUGUCUACAGGCUCUAGAGGUCAUCAAGAUGGCUGCUGGCCAAGAGGUGUCUUAUAGUCAGAGGCUGCUCUUGUUUGAUGCUCUGGAUGGAACAUUCCGCUCUAUCAAGCUGCGCCCACGUCAGGCCAGCUGUGUGGUGUGUGGGGAUGCUCCCACAGUCACACAACUACAGGACUACGAGCAGUUCUGUGGGGCCAAGGCAUGUGACAAGACCCAGUCACUAAGGAUACUCCAAGACAAUGAGAGGAUUUCAGUUCAGGAGUACCACACUGUCCUGAGCAGUGGCGCCCCCCAUCUGUUAGUGGAUGUACGACAGCCUGUGGAACUGGACAUCUGUCAGCUGCCCAACCCCAUCAAUAUUCCUAUAUCGCAGGUGUCCAGACCAGAGCAGCUGCAGCAGCUGAAGACAGCUGUAACCUGCAAGGUACAGCAGCUAGAACAGGAUGACCAUAAGUUACCAGUGUACGUUGUCUGCAGACAAGGCAAUGAUUCCCAGCUUGCUGUUGAACAGCUGAGGAACCUUCUGUCAGACCUGCCAGUCCAUGUGACAGAUAUCCGCGGCGGCCUGAUGGCCUGGGCCAGGAAAAUAGACACCUCCUUCCCAGAGUACUGAGUGCCAAGCUCAGACUAUCUUGUUCCCAGAGUAAUGUGUGUAAGAUAGAGAGGACUGAUACUAAAGCAUGAAAAAAUGUGCUAUUUGUGUUAUACAAACAUAGCUCUUAUUUAUUAUUAUCAAAUAGGAUAUGAUUUUAACUUACAUAUAAAUACACAGGAAUUAUAAUCUUCUAUGCUUGAGCAUUUUGUUGUCAAACAGGUACAGGUGUUUAUUUGACUUAUUGAAAAUAGAAUUUAAUACAUAUUCACAUUGAUCUUGGAAUAUUAUGAGAAGUCAUGUCUGUGCUUACACUACUGAACAUUCAAUUGUCAAUUAAGAUAUUGUAACCAUCUCCUGAUUUGAGUCUAAAUUGAUUAAAUAAAUUCUUAAUGAAU